ACACGUGCCCAGUAAAAUUUCAAUUGUACAAUAUUCCCUAGUUCAGAGAAAAAUAAUAUAAAACAAGAAAGAACAUGCCUCCCAUAUCACAGGAAGGCAACUGCCUAAUAUAUCGUGGAAGUAAUUUCUUCAAACAACGUCUAAUCCUAUCGGUGCUGAGUGGGAAGCCAGUAAAAAUCACACAAAUUCGCUCUGACGAUGAAGCCAAUCCGGGAUUGCGGGAGUACGAAAUUGGUUUAAUUCGUCUAUUGGAUAAGUUAACAAAUGGUACAAAAAUUGAAUUAAAUCCUGCCGGUACAUCGGUGAUGUUUGUUCCUGGUCUGCUGCACGGUGGUCAGCUGCAUCAUGAUUGUAGCUGUCAGCGUAGCAUUGGUUAUUAUUUAGAUGUUUUGAUUGCUUUGGGACCCUUCUGUAAGGUGCCGCUGAACGUGACAUUGCGUGGCAUUACCAACAGCAAAGAUUCACCUUCGGUGGAUCAUAUCAAAGGUGCUGCUAUAUCGGUGCUCAAACGUUUCCUGGUCGUCGAUGAGGGUCUAGAAUUAAAAGUUGUUAAGCGAGGAGUUGCUCCCCUGGGAGGUGGUGAAGUUUUAUUCAAGUGUCCGGUACGCAAAACCCUACGAUCCAUACAAUUCACCCAACAGGGUAUGGUGAAACGUAUACGAGGUACUGUCUAUGCCUGCAAAGUAUCACCGGCAAUGGCAAAUCGUACAGUGGAAGCGGCCAAGGGUGUCAUGUUGAAAUUCCUGCCCGAUGUAUAUAUUUAUACCGAUCAAAAUCGUGGUAAAAUGUCUGGUAAUUCACCUGGAUUCGGUAUAUGUUUGCAUGCAGAGACCACCGAUAAUGUGGUCUUCGCUGCCGAGGUGAAUUCCCAUACAAAAGAUGAAGCCGGGGAAAGAGAUCCUUCGGUGCCUGAAGACAUGGGCAAGGAGGCUGCAUUACGUUUGCUGGAUGAAAUCUAUCGUGGAGGCUGUGUUGAUUCGGCAUAUCAAUGGCUGGUGGCGUUGUUCAUGACAUUGGGUCAGAAAAAUGUAUCCAAAUUUAUGACGGGUCCACUAUCUUCAUACACUGUUCACUUUUUGCAACACUUGAGAGAUUUCUUCUCAAUAACCUUUAAACUAGAAAAUCCUGAAACAGAAGAUGAUGACGAUUCGGUUGCUGGAGCCCAAAAAGUGUUGAUGACAUGUGUGGGAAUUGGUUAUACAAAUAUUAGUAAAAGGGUUAUUUAAAAUUGAAUUGUUUCAAUUGUUAAUUAUAAGAAUAAUCUAAGUUUUAUUUAGAUAUUGUAAAAUAAAAAAAUACGGAUUUUUUAUUCAA
Messenger RNA from Musca domestica (house fly), 1314 nucleotides. It is a transcript of the gene Rtc1, whose product is annotated as probable RNA 3'-terminal phosphate cyclase-like protein. The transcript is spliced from 2 exons. Gene Ontology annotation, molecular function: RNA endonuclease activity. Gene Ontology annotation, biological process: ribosome biogenesis; endonucleolytic cleavage of tricistronic rRNA transcript (SSU-rRNA, 5.8S rRNA, LSU-rRNA). Bases 75 to 1226 code for a protein of 383 amino acids. Gene Ontology annotation, cellular component: nucleolus. NCBI's taxonomy places the organism in Eukaryota, Metazoa, Arthropoda, Insecta, Diptera, Muscidae. The record is from RefSeq and is a predicted model, not a curated record.